AUGCAUAAUAAUUCAAUUAACUGUAAGGUUGAAGAUGAAGAGAAAGAUCCAAAUACAUACGAACAGAUGUCAUCCAGUGAGGGAUCUCAAGACUUUGAUCCUCUAUAUCAUACUUUCUACGCUGGGGGGGUCUAUCUUAUUAUCGUCAACAUUAUAAUGUGCCAUAAAGCAUUCUCCGCUUCUAUCAUAUUAGCUUUAUGUCUCAACAAGCAACUGAAGAAAAUAGUGCGUAAGACCAGCAUCGAUAUGCCACGAUUUGAAGUGUAUUGCUUGCUACUGUUGUGCGUCACAACAGCAACAGCAAGACACUCCCGUACUAAUGCAACAGCAACUUUGAUGCCAAUUCUUGCUGCUGGUGACAAUUUACAUGAUGCUGAAAGCGCUCCACCAGCACCGAAGCACCCAUCAACUGCCGCUUUACCGCACUUGCAGCAAGCAACAGUGGAGCAGUCGCGAACUGAUAAAGUUGUUGCAAUUGAAAGUGCAGCGAAUGCUUCAGAGCAACACGACAAGAAUGCAACUGCUACAUCAAUAGCAACAACGGGUCGCAAAGGCUCCGCUGACAGCCCGACUAAGAAAAACCAAUUACCCAAGCAAGAACAGAAGACGCCAACAGUUGAUGAACGCCCUGAGCAACGACAGAAUGCCAAUUAUGACAUCAACAACAGUCAUGAGGACAACGGCAACAGCAACAGCAACAGCAACAGCAACGCCAAUUGUGAGCCUGAAAUGGUUGGCUUCGAAAUUGUAACUGGCUACGUUUUCUCAGCACCAGAUAGAUUACUGGAUUCCAUGCCUGGUACUCUAAUGCUGACUGAUUGCUUAGAUGCUUGUCUGAAUAACGAGACUUGUCAUGCUGUUAACUAUGAAACUGGAUUAUGCGUACUUUUUAAAGCGAAUGCAGAUCAAUUACCAGGUGCUCUCACCAAGUCUCAGUUCCCUGUUUUUACAAUUUAUGCACAAAAGUCCUGUCUGGGUGUGAAGCCAUGUUCACGCUCAUGGUGUGUAGAUCGUGUGCAAGAUUAUAAAUUGAAAGGAUAUCCUAAACAAUCGUACACUGUAACAUCAAGAAGGGAUUGCAUGGAACUGUGUUUGGGUGAAACGGAAUUCGCCUGCAGAUCGGCAAAUUACAAUCGAGGCACGAAAACAUGCGAGCUUUCCGAAAUGGACCGCUUUACUUUGUCUGGAACCACUGCAUUCCAGGCCAGCGCUGGCAACGAUUACCUUGAGAACAACUGCGCAGACGAGCCAAACAAAUUGUGUGAGUUCAAGCGCUUAUCCGGUAGAAUCUUAAAAACUGUCGAUUCCGUAUAUCAGGACGUGGCCAGCAUUGAAGAGUGUCGAGAUCUGUGUUUAAGUACACCUUUCAGAUGCCACUCAUACGAUUACGGCGAUACUGGUGAUAUGGUUUGUCGUCUUUCCCAUCAUAAUCGUGCCACUUUGACUGACAUACAAAGUCCUUACUUAGAUGUACCGGAAGCAGCUACUUAUGAACUGUCAUCUUGCUACAACGUGACCAUCGAAUGUGGUGCAAGUGAUAUGAUAACACGCAUCCGUACCUCCAAACUAUUCGAUGGCAAGGUGUACGCCAAGGGCGCACCAAAAUCCUGUGCUGUGGAUGUUAGAAGUGCGCUUGAUUUCGAAAUACGCAUGGGUUAUCAAGACUUGGAGUGUAAUGUGCACCAGAGUGGACCGGGGCGUUACAUGAACGAAAUUGUCAUACAACAUCAUGACACAAUAGUCACUUCAUCCGAUUUGGGUUUGGCAGUUACUUGCCAAUAUGACAUGACCAAUAGAUCUGUAACGAAUCAUGUAGAUUUGGGUAUCAAAGGUGAUAUUGAACCAGCACUGUCCGAAGAAGUGAUUGUCGAUUCACCGAAUGUUAUAAUGAAAAUUACUUCACGUGAUGGUUCUGAUGUGAUGCGUAUAGCUGAGGUCGGUGAUCCAUUGGCACUCAAGUUCGAAAUACUUGACGAGUUGAGCCCUUAUGAAAUAUUUGUACGAGAAUUGGUUGCUAUGGAUGGUGCUGAUAACGCAGAAAUAACACUCAUCGACUCAAGAGGUUGUCCAACAGAUUACUUUAUUAUGGGCCCUAUAUAUAAGAGUACUACAUCCAAUAAGAUUUUGCUCUCACAUUUCGACGCUUUUAAGUUUCCAUCUUCCGAUUUAGUACAGUUCCGAGCAUUGAUAACACCCUGUAUGCCGACUUGCGAGCCAGUGCAAUGUGAUGAUGAUGAUAUGACUGGAGGUUACAGGCCAUUAACUUCAUAUGGCCGCCGAAGACGAUCGGUUAAUAUAACUGCUACUUACCCAGAUCUACGUAACAGUCGAGCCCUACGUGAAACUAAUAAAAAGACAAAUCUAGAGAACAUGCUCUUAGUGCAAUCAAUCAAGAUUACAGAUAAAUUUAUUUUCGAUAAACAAAAGGGAUUAAAAGCAACUGAUGCCGAAGAAGAGAUAUUAAUUUCCAGCGAUAGUUUAAGAGGGUUCUGUAUAAAUGGCAUUGGUCUUGUUGUCGCUGGUACAAUAUUUUUGCUGGCUCAGUUGGCAGUAAUUGCUAUUUGGACUUUCCUUUAUCAGAGACGUAAAAAGGAACGUGGCUACUCUUCGAGUAAAGAUCAUAAAAGUAACUCCUCAAAUUUUUCCACGCAAAGCAGCUCCACGAGGUCGAAAAUUGCAUCUAACGGACGCGCUGAGUCUUUAAAUAAAUUGUAUGAUAGUGGCUUCGCUGGCCGUCAUGGACGUCAUUUUUGA
Teleopsis dalmanni is the source of this 2754-nucleotide messenger RNA. RefSeq lists its product as uncharacterized. The record is from RefSeq and is a predicted model, not a curated record. Lineage: Eukaryota; Metazoa; Arthropoda; Insecta; Diptera; Diopsidae. The transcript is spliced from 8 exons. The coding region runs from base 1 to 2754 and encodes 917 amino acids.